Lagopus leucura (white-tailed ptarmigan) is the source of this 2449-nucleotide messenger RNA. It is a transcript of the gene MCMDC2, whose product is annotated as minichromosome maintenance domain containing 2. Gene Ontology annotation, molecular function: single-stranded DNA helicase activity; DNA binding; ATP binding. Gene Ontology annotation, biological process: double-strand break repair via break-induced replication. NCBI's taxonomy places the organism in Eukaryota, Metazoa, Chordata, Aves, Galliformes, Phasianidae. Bases 71 to 2119 code for a protein of 682 amino acids. The record is from RefSeq and is a predicted model, not a curated record. The transcript is spliced from 15 exons.
UGACAGCAAACAAGGAAAAUGUAAUCUUAUUCCAGAAUUCUCAUUAAGAGUCCAAAGAUCUUUUUGGAAGAUGCACAAAGAGAUACAGAAAAUGAAGGAAAUUAUCCUUAUUUACCUUGACCGAAGUGGUGGCCUUGAGAAAUUCGUGCACGAUUGCAAAAAAUACAACGACUCAAAACAAAGUUAUGCUGUGUAUCGUUUCGUUAUUUCAAUAAACCCUUCUGAUGUUGCUGAACUGGAUGCAACUCUUGGAAACUACAUUCUUCAUAGGCCCAUGAAAGCUGCAGGGAUUUUUCAGUCAGUAUGUUUCAUAGCUAUUAAGACAUUAUCAUUAAUUGAACAGUUACAGACGGAGGCCCAAAUAAGCAUACUGCUGAAACCAACACAUUUACCACCAUUACCGAGUUAUGUUCUCAGUCUUUCUGCAUUUCCAUUUAAUUACACAUCUAAGAGAUUUUAUAUGUCUGAAGGAAUAGUGAUUGCAAUGGGAACUGUCACAAAAUACACUCAAGGAGCAAGAUUUCUUUGCACUGGGGAAACCUGUCCAUUCUCUGAAGGGUUUAGGUACAUUAGGGUGCAUCUGCCUGGAGCUACAGAAUCUGCCACAGUGAGGAAUGACUUUGUGUGCAGUUUGUGUUCCUCACCACUGCAGGAAGAUAUGAAAUUCAGAGUACUUGGUGAUAAACAGAUAGUUGAAAUGAUUGAUGCCAAAGUUCUUCAUGCUUUAAAAGGAUAUUCCGACCAUCAAUCGCAUUUUAGGAUUCAGACUUUUACAGUUUUCUUGAGAGAUGAACUGGCCAAUAGAAUGACAAUAGGAAACCACUACAAGAUCAUAGGAAUUCCAGCUUGUGUACAAAAUGGCCCACAAGCUACAGCAUUUAUAGAAGUCAGUAGUGUAGAGCUCUGUAAACCAAAUGGUCCUUCUUUCAUCGGUGAGAAUUUUAAGUAUCUACUCUCACUGACCUCAAGUUCAUGCUGGAGGUUUACAGCCAUGCUUGCCAAUAUUUUUGCUUCUCAAGUUGUUCCACCAGGCACUUACAACACUCUUAAAUUGGCAAUAUUACUGAGUCUGGUACAGACGUGUGAAAUAGAAAAUGCAGAUUACCUCGAUCUACUGAUUGUGACAAGUGACACUCUAAUAAUUGAUAGGCUUCUGAAUUACAGCCUGUGUCUCCUGCCUCGUGGCAUACGCCACCCAUCCUCUAGUGACAUCUUUCCUUCUGUGUCCAAAGAUAAACAUGGAACUGGAAGUGCUAGUAUUCAAGCUUGCAGUGCUCUGCUGGCUCAGGGUGGUAUCUGUUACAUAGGAGACUUCUCUUCAUACAAGAAGGAUAAACUUGAACUCCUGCAAUCCGUGCUAGAGAGCAGGAUGACAACGCUGUUCAUUCCUGGGAAGAAGUAUGGAGAAGAGGCUGACCAACAAGUGACUAUUUCAGUUCAGACCAACUUCUGGUCUUAUGUAGAUGUGGGUUCUUCCCCAAAGAAACAGACAGCAAGGGACAGCUUUUUAAUUGGGCAGAUGGACCUGAGUUUGAUUCCACCUAAUCUUUUAGAUGUUUUUGGGCUGUUGAUAUACAAUGAAUUUCCUUUGUGUCAGCUGUCUUUUCCUGUAGUGCAUCAUGUCUUGCAAAAAGCCAUUAAUCCUGAAGCCAUGCUGUACAGAGUCUCACAGCAGUUCAGAACACAGGAUUAUGAAGAGUUUAUUUCAUUCGCAAAGAAUCUUCAUGUCCAACUGAGUUCUGAAGCAGAAAACCUCAUUCAGGGCUACUAUCUUGCAAGUCGUAGAGUGAGGAGAGAUUCUUUGCGUGGAUCGAAAUUAUCAGCAUCUGCACUAAAAAUCCUGAUUUCACUGUCCAAAGCUCAUACUAAACUGAGUUUGAGGAAGAAAGUCCUUGAGGAAGACGCAUUGAUUGCCAUCCUGUUGUUUGAGUCAUCUCUUACCCUAAAAUACGGUAAGUCAGCAUUGUGCAUAGAACCAAACGCAGUAUUUCCAUUCGACCUCAGUGAUGAAAACAGCCUCCAACAGAGAGAUAUUUACUUACUGCAGUGCCACCAUCAACUGCUUCAGUUUAUUGGUGCAUAUAGCCCAGGGACUUACGUUAGCACUAAUGAAGAAUGAACUCUGCUGCGAGUCCGAAGCUUCUACUUCAGCUUUCUGGCACUGCAGUUACAGAAAAAUAGACAACUAUUUUCAGUGCUAUUUUGCAAAGAAAUAAAGCAUAGCUGAUAGGAUUUAGUUGAAGUUUCCUGGUAACACUGAAGAAAGACAGAAGUGAUGUUUCUAUUCUGGAAGGCCACGGCUUCAGAAUAAAGCCAGAAUCUGAACUUCUAUUCCCAGCUACCACUAUGAUUUAACUGGAUGAACACAGACAAGUUUUUAAUAAAGUAACUAACAUUUAAACCAAGAAUGCUGAAUACUGUAUUUCAUUUCAACUGUGAACUGUACUUU